CACAUUCCCUAGUCGGGCAGGGCGGGUUGCAGAGGGUUGUCAGAGGGAGGGGGGAGUAAAAAGGGGAGGAGAGGCAGAGCAUUAAUUCACCCAGUGUGACAGUUGCUCUCCUAUUUAAUGGGGGGUCUCUGGUCAGAAGGACUCAGAAGUUCCUCCAGGAGAGCAGCAGCAUGACUGAGGAGCUGGGGCUGGGCUUUGAGGAAGCAGCCAGAGUAGAGAUGCCAGAGGCCAGGGCCAGGCUAGCAGCCAGCAACAAAACAUGCUUGGCUGUCAUCUGCUGCCUGUUGUCAUUUUCCAUCCUCGCAGGACUUAGCACCUUCCUGAUGCGUGGCCAGCUCCAGGCCCCUGGAAAAGACUGUGCACUGAGGGCUAUACAAGAACAGAAUUUGGAAACUUCACCACAGCCAGUUUACACACCUUCCAGAGCCAAGCCACGGGCACACCUGACAAUUCUUAAACAAACUCCAGCUCCACAGAUGAAAAAUCAGUUCCCCGCCCUGCACUGGGAGCAUGAACUAGGCUUGGCCUUCACCAAGAACCGGAUGAACUACACCAACAAAUUCCUGGUGAUCCCAGAGUCAGGAGACUAUUUCAUUUACUCCCAGAUCACAUUCCGAGGGCUCAAAUCCAGGUGUGGUGACACCAGCCAAUGGAGACAACCAAGCAGGCCAGACUCCAUUGUUGUGGUUAUCACCAAGGUAACAGACAACUACCCUGAGCCUGCCCACCUCCUCACAGGGACCAAGUCUGUGUGUGAAAUAAGCAACAACUGGUUUCAGCCCCUCUACCUUGGUGCUAUGUUCUCCCUGGAAGAAGGGGAUAGGCUGAUGGUCAAUGUCAGUGACAUCUCCUUGGUGGAUUACACAAAAGAAGAUAAAACUUUCUUUGGAGCCUUCUUGCUAUAAGGGGAAAACAACCAUAAUCAUGCAGGACCUCCUUGUGUCCUACUUCCCAAUUGUCUUUGCUCAUAUGAAACUAUAAUCAGGGCUUUGGGGGGAUCAGGAAUAGGGGACAGUGGUUUAGCUACAUAAUUUAGGAAUCCAAAGCUGAUCUUCUAUAUACCUUAUGGACUGAAACAGUAAAUGGAAAAUUCAGGAGAGCUCAUGUUUGGCCCAGACCUGCUGGGUUUUAAAAAUUGAAACACCCAUCUCCAAUGGCACAAUCUACUGCUCUCAGGACAUGAUGUUUCUGAGGUGCCCUCCUUCCUGUUUGUUGGUCAGGUGAGGAUGUGACUCCAGUCUGGCUACAUGGUCAGAAAUGGAGAAUGAAAUGUUCUGCCUGCAUCUGUCUCCAUGGUGCAUGAGCACAUCAAGCAACACAGACUUUCUGAAAAGGGCUUGCACAAAAGCAGUCAGAGUGACCUGCUCACCACCUCCACUAAACCCAAGCUUUGUGUCAUGGCCUUCAGGGCUGCCCAUGGGUGAUCUGGAUGGCUUGGAAGUUUAUCCAAGACAGGGAUCUCCUGGCAUCCUGAAAUUACAUAUAUAUAUGUAAUUUUCUGGAUUAUAUGUAUAUAAUAUAAUAUGUCAUAUCAUAUUUUAUUAUAUUAUAUUAUAUUAUAUAUAAUAUUAUUAGGAAUGCAUUAUCAAGCAUUCCUAAUUAGACUGAAACCAGCCCUUCUGUGUCCAAAGUGCUGUUCCCACAACAAACACCAGGCUACUGUUUUUAAAAGCAAGAUAGGAAAAUGUAUUUUUUAAAAAUAUGUGAUGGAGUCAGGGGUGUUGUUACACAUCUAUAAUCCCACCAUGUGGGAGACUGAGCCAGGAGGCUUGCCAUGAUUUUGAGGACAACCUGGGCUAAGUAGUAAUUUUCAGGCAAGCCGGGGCUAUCUUAAAAUCAAGAACCUUAUCUUAAAUUAAAAUACAAAAUAGAACACAGGCUGGUCUUUAAAGAUAAAGUAAUAUAUUCAAGGAUUUGGGAAAGGGGGCAUGUGUUUUAGAAAACAAUUAAUUUAGUGAGAAAUGCUUUGCUGGUUAAAUGCUUCUCAAAAGGCUGCUGAACUCAAAUUGAUUCCAUAAACAUUUUCUUAGUACUUACUUACCCUGGGGACAGAGAAAAAAAAUUAUUUUGGUCUCAGAUCCACUCAUUCUAACAGUUUGGCAUCUCCAUUGCCUGUGGAGCUUUUAAUCACUCUGGAUGCAUUAGCUAAUUAAUUAGGUAACUCAAGACACAUUGGUAUUUUUUUAUUAUGAAUAUGGGCACCAUUUGAUGAAGAUGAUCAUUAACAAAAUGAUUUGUAUUUCCUCUUGAGAAUUUUUAUAACAGCUAUACAAGGGCAGUCUCCCAUAAAUAAAUGAGAGGGGAAUGUAAGGCUACAAUUCCCUAUGAUGAGACCCAGCAUUGAAACAGCAAACACAAAGAAGUUGUUAUUUACUGACCUCAAAUUUUGACACAAACACCUUUGAAACUGCUAGAACUUUAUGGAUGCCUACAGGUGCAGAAAAGUCCAUGUUCCCAGCAAAAGCCAUAAUCAGCAUUCAUAAGUCACUUGAAUUUUGACCUUGGCUUUGGAUCCAUUUAGCAAAACACAAUUGUUAGGCUGUAAUUUCUGAGGUGAUUUUGUUAUUUUACUAAGGUAAAGUGGGAAAAGGGAAAGUGCACUUUUAGCACUUCAUCUCUUGAAACAUAAUCAGGUUCCACGCAUGCCAGAACCCUUGGAUCCAUUUCAGUGCAAACUACAUCACCCCAAAGGAAAUUCCAAUUCUGUGCUUGCCAGUAACUCCUCUGGAUUAUAGAAGUCCACGAGUUUGCUGUGCACAAGGCACAGCCAUUGCCAGCACUCUUUUGCAUGGUAUUUCUCUCAAGUACUUACUCAAUUAGAUUUCCAUGAUUGUGACACUGGGGAUUAAUUUCUAGAGCAGGUUUGCUUAUGUUCUGUCCCUUGCCAAAUACAUGCAGAUGUAUCUGGCCUCAAAAAUCCCCUGGUUUUUAGGGCUUAGAGUCCUGGGAGUGUUUUGCUGUUUUCCAUCCUAUUUAUUUAAAUUUGCAUUAUUGUCCUGAAUGUUAGCAGAAUUAUAACAUAUUGGCUGCUAGCCUUUGAAGAACUCAGUGAGCCCUUUGGUAGUGGUGACAGUAUUAGAUCAGAGUAGUUACACUGAUACCUUGGCCUGCUCUAUUAUAGUCAAAACUUUCUGAGCUCUGUGACACAUUUUGCCUCUUCCAUUUACCCAUACUGAGGAAACUCAGAAGCCCAAUUUGCAGCUAUUUUUCCAGAGCUACACAGUGUAUUAAUGGAAAAGCCAGAGCUAGAAGUCUUGUCUUCCAACGCUCUACUCUUGGCAAAUGGCACUCAAUUUGAUGCAACUAGAGGAGAUAUCGUAGAAAGGCAGAUGAAAUAUCUUUGACUACCUGUGGAGCAAUGUAGAAGAGUAAGGAGACUGCUUACACAUGGUGUUCAUACCUAAACCAAGUUUCUGCCUCCAAAUAGAUUUUUUUUUGCCUGGUAGUGAUUGCUCAUUCUCUGGAAAGAGUCAAGCAAAAGGAGAAUUUUGUAUAAGCUAUUGCAUCAUGGAGGUCAGAGAAGGGAUUAAGUCAAAGGAUUCCCAUUUCCAAAUCUAUGGCCAUGUAGCCACCCAUUGGAUCAUGACAAACUUGACAAGCCUACCAAGAGUUUGGUGGUUCCCGUUGAGCUAGAAGAGUUAUCUCUAAGCCCACCCAUCAACUCUGGGGUCUUGGCCAGUAGAGAAAAUGUUAUAGGAUUUUAGAGUUGACAUGCACUGCAAAGUUUAUCUAUCCAAACUUACAUCACUUCAAAAAUGAAGGAAUAUAGGCUAGAAGUGACAUAACUUGGUGCUGGGCAGUAGCUUGAUGGAAUGUUGAGACAAAACUCAAUUUCCUGUCCCCUGAUACCAUACUCAGCAGCCUUUUGAUGUGUGAAUUGUUGACUAAUUUGGGGGUUUUAUUUUGUUUUUUUCAUUUUUGGAGCACCUGCCACACCCAGAUGCUUUCAAGACAAUGGGGUCAGUGACAGGCAUUUGCAGCACUGCUGUGUGCACAUAGGAGGAAGGAGACCCACAGUAAUAAGUAAACAGAAUAGUGAACGUACAUGAUGUUAGUCUUAAAGUGAUUAAGACACACCAUUUUCCCCUCUUUUGUCUCAGAGGGCAUACAGGCUGAACAGACGUGUGUGUUUGCCUGAUUUUAGUGAUAAGCCCUAUGUGCUUUCAUUGGUUGUAUGUUUUAUGUUAAAACGUCACAUCACCAUGGUAAAAUGCAUAUUGUAUGUUGUUGGGUAUGUAAUUAACUAGUAUGCAUCCCAUGUAUGAAUUCUAAUCUCUGUAAAUGAAAGAUUAUAUAUGUUAACAUAUGUAAUAGUUGUAAUUUAAUAAACUGGCAUUGAAGGCUGCAGAAA
Messenger RNA from Cricetulus griseus (Chinese hamster), 4351 nucleotides. The record is from RefSeq and is a predicted model, not a curated record. Lineage: Eukaryota; Metazoa; Chordata; Mammalia; Rodentia; Cricetidae.